Molecule: messenger RNA, 537 nt
Organism: Ascoidea rubescens DSM 1968
Lineage: Eukaryota; Fungi; Ascomycota; Saccharomycetes; Ascoideales; Ascoideaceae
Gene: RET3
Product: coatomer subunit zeta
Exons: 1
Coding region: 1-537 (178 amino acids)
Biological process (GO): retrograde vesicle-mediated transport, Golgi to endoplasmic reticulum; intracellular protein transport; intra-Golgi vesicle-mediated transport
Cellular component (GO): COPI vesicle coat
Source: RefSeq, a predicted model, not a curated record
AUGGCUGACUUUUCUCUUUAUUCUAUAAAUGCGAUAUUGAUAUUGGAUAACGAAGGCAAACGAUUAUUUGCCAAGUACUACACUCCAAUUCAUUCUACAGAACCAGCUCCAUUUCCAACUUUGAAAUCUCAAUUGGCAUUUGAAUCAUCAUUGUUUUCCAAGACUUACAAAUUAAAAUCAGACAUAAUUUUAUUCGAAAACCAGGUUGUUGUUUACAAGGAGAUUUCAGACAUAAUCAUAUAUAUAAUUGGAAAUAUCGACGAAAAUGAGGCAUGUUUGUACCAGGUUUUGAUAGGACUAAGAGAUGCUCUAGAUGUUGUAUUAAGACAUGCUAUUGAUAAAAAGUCAGUUCAGGAAAACUAUGACUUUGUAUGUUUGGCUAUUGAUGAAACCUGUGAUGAUGGUAUUAUUUUGGAAACAGAAGGCUCAGUAAUUGCUUCCAGAGUUUCAACAAGACCCAGUGCUGAAACUCCUUCAUUAAGAAAUAUUGAAUUAUCUGAAAAAGGCGUAAGUAAAUUAAUGUCCUUUUUAUUUUAA